This is a messenger RNA of Dunckerocampus dactyliophorus (ringed pipefish), 1019 nucleotides long. RefSeq names its product sulfotransferase family, cytosolic, 6b, member 1 (gene sult6b1). Bases 12 to 914 code for a protein of 300 amino acids. The record is from RefSeq and is a predicted model, not a curated record. Gene Ontology annotation, biological process: sulfation. Gene Ontology annotation, molecular function: sulfotransferase activity. The transcript has 7 exons. Gene Ontology annotation, cellular component: cytoplasm. Lineage: Eukaryota; Metazoa; Chordata; Actinopteri; Syngnathiformes; Syngnathidae.
UGGUAUCAGGGAUGAGCGCUGAGGACUUUGCAAGAAGGCUACAGAGCAGGCUGCAACAGGCCACGGCCAUGAAGGAGGAGGAGAAGCUGUACAGGUACAAGGGGGUCCUCUACCCCCUCAUCCUGUGCCCCCAGGAGAACCUCCGAGCUGUGGAGGCUGUGACGGCGCGGGACGACGACAUCCUGCUGGUGGCUUAUCCCAAAUGUGGCUUUAACUGGAUGGUGGGUGUGUUGAAUAAGAUCAUCACGGAGGCCACAGGAAGGAAGAUAGAAACCAGGGUGCCGCCGCUUAUAGAGUUCUUCGGUCCGGAUGUCUUACAGGCGAUAGAUCAAAGUCCCUUGCUCAGGUUUUUGGGGACCCACCUGCACCCCGACAACAUCCCCGCCUCCUUCUUCGCCAAGAGAGCAAAGAUGUUGGUCAUCUUCAGGAACCCCAAGGACGUGCUGGUGUCCUUCUAUCAUUUCUGCAACAACUUCCCCGUCCUACCUUCCGCAUCAUCCUGGGAAUCUUUCUACGCCAACUUCCUGUCUGGAGACGUUCCCUGGGGGUCCUACUUUGAGCACGCUUUGGCCUGGGAGAGGAGGAUGGACGACCCCGAUGUCAUGGUGGUCACCUACGAGCAGCUCAAACAAGACCUUGGCGAGGGAGUCCGUCAGAUGUCGUCCUUCCUGGGCUUCAAGCUGACUGAGGCUCAGGUGCAGCGGGUGUCUGAGAGCAGCACAUUCACCGCCAUGAAGGAAAGCUUGCCGGUGCCACACGGAAUGGGAGGCGUCAUCUUCAGGAAAGGUGAGGUGGGAGACUGGAGGAACCACUUCACAGCAGAGCAGAGCCAGCAGAUGGACAAGGUCUUCAGCAAACACCUGGCGGGAACCCGGCUGGGACGCCAGCUCAACUAUGACGUCCACUGUCAGUAGGACGUGAAGACGUCCGAUAAGCUGGACCACAUCACACACCACCUUCAAGGUGUCCUGUUAGAAGAUCAGCAGUUCAACUCUUGACCACGUCUGAUCCCCGAGACA